Strongylus vulgaris is the source of this 272-nucleotide messenger RNA. The record is from the annotation of a GenBank genome assembly. Lineage: Eukaryota; Metazoa; Nematoda; Chromadorea; Rhabditida; Strongylidae.
AUGACUACGGUCUUCAAAGAAUACAAAUACACGGAGACUAUAUCUGCGCCUACAAUGUAUCAUCAUUCUAUGGGUUUAGAAGGAGAUCAAACUGGGGCCGUGUCCGAAAUGAUAAUGGCCGAUCCACAGGAUAUCAACGUCAACACUGAUGACAAUGGAUUCUCCUCGCCUAUCAAGCCUGCUCCCUUCUAUACAACACCUACCGACGCCAUGUAUUACACCAAUAAUUUCAAAGACUACGGUAAUUAUACAUUUUUUGCAUCUUACUAAUC